Vigna unguiculata (cowpea) is the source of this 675-nucleotide messenger RNA. Its product is annotated as large ribosomal subunit protein uL14x/uL14z/uL14y. Gene Ontology annotation, biological process: translation. NCBI's taxonomy places the organism in Eukaryota, Viridiplantae, Streptophyta, Magnoliopsida, Fabales, Fabaceae. Gene Ontology annotation, molecular function: structural constituent of ribosome; large ribosomal subunit rRNA binding. Gene Ontology annotation, cellular component: ribosome; cytosolic large ribosomal subunit. The record is from RefSeq and is a predicted model, not a curated record.
CAUAAGAGCGAAGCCCAGGCCCAUAGCGAUUAAACCCUAGUCAGCAUGCCUAUAUAGAACCGAAAGAACUUGGCUUAGGGUUUGUGUUGUUCAACCGAGACGCAACAAUGUCGAAGAGAGGUCGCGGAGGAUCGGCGGGGAACAAGUUUAGGAUGUCACUGGGUCUGCCGGUGGCGGCGACGGUGAACUGCGCCGACAACACCGGCGCCAAGAACCUCUACAUCAUAUCAGUGAAGGGGAUCAAGGGGAGGUUGAACCGUUUGCCUUCAGCGUGUGUUGGAGACAUGGUUAUGGCCACUGUCAAGAAGGGAAAGCCAGAUCUCCGUAAGAAGGUGUUGCCCGCUGUCAUCGUCCGUCAGCGCAAGCCAUGGCGCCGAAAGGAUGGCGUUUACAUGUACUUCGAAGAUAAUGCCGGUGUUAUCGUGAAUCCCAAGGGUGAAAUGAAAGGUUCUGCUAUCACUGGACCAAUUGGAAAGGAGUGUGCUGAUCUCUGGCCCAGGAUUGCUAGUGCUGCUAAUGCCAUUGUUUAAGUUGGGUUUCUAGUGUUUUUUUGAUUUCUCUGUUUCUUUAAGUUGUUUCUUAUAUUUAUUUAGGUUGAGUUGCAGACAAUGAGUCACAUAUAUUGUUUUUGUUUUGAUGGGAAUUAUUGAUAGUUAAAGGAGCUUUUUUUGUUUA